Rubroshorea leprosula is the source of this 470-nucleotide messenger RNA. The record is from the annotation of a GenBank genome assembly. Lineage: Eukaryota; Viridiplantae; Streptophyta; Magnoliopsida; Malvales; Dipterocarpaceae.
CUUAACAUAGUCAUCCUCAAUCUUAUUCUUCCGACCUGUUCGGAUAAUUUCAUCUAUGCACCCUAUCUUCCUCUUCAGACCUCUCCCUGGUGGGACCAAAGAUGAGGCACCACAAGGGGGAGCAGUAACAAUGCCUGCAAGUCUACUCUUACAAGAACCAAUAGGAAAUCCAAGUGGGGAUGGGUCCUUGUGGAGAGCUCAGAUACAUAUCUUAUCCAAAAAGCAAUGGAACGUGGAGGUUUCCAAGGAUUGGGGAGUUCCAAUGCUACGACAAGGCAUUGAAGAGAACCUUGGGCUUUUCGUUCUCCCUCCGAAGCAGAAACAUGGACUCACCCUUGGUCGUCGAUACUUGCUCAAGCGAAGGAGAAUGAAGGAGAAGAAGAGAGACAGCAUCGAAGAUCAGUGUGUUGGGAUUUGAGAGUGAGAGAGCUAUGUUGAUGAAGGCAUUUUAUAACGAUUUUACAGGAGUG